Messenger RNA from Acanthopagrus latus (yellowfin seabream), 1415 nucleotides. RefSeq names its product serine and arginine rich splicing factor 3b (gene srsf3b). Bases 233 to 748 code for a protein of 171 amino acids. The transcript has 6 exons. Gene Ontology annotation, biological process: mRNA splicing, via spliceosome. Gene Ontology annotation, molecular function: RNA binding. The record is from RefSeq and is a predicted model, not a curated record. Gene Ontology annotation, cellular component: nuclear speck. Lineage: Eukaryota; Metazoa; Chordata; Actinopteri; Spariformes; Sparidae.
GCAAUUCUUAAUUGUGUCGUGCUGAGUUUUUUUUUUUUUUUUUUUUUUCGGAGCAUCGUGUUGAGGUCGAUCAGUCGGUAUCGCAACGCAGGCAGAAUCCAUUGUUUGAUUUCUGCGUCUGCUAGCUGAAAGCGGCUCCUCAUCACAAGGCCUCGGAAAGGCGACAGCCAUUUUAGCUAUCGUUAACUAGCCAUUAGCUACCUUUAGCUUCCGGGCGUCGAACAAAUAUCUGAUGUCGAACGAUUCAGCCAUGCAUCGUGACUGUCCUCUGGACUGCAAAGUCUAUGUCGGUAAUCUUGGCAACAAUGGAAACAAGACAGAGUUAGAGAGGUCUUUUGGAUACUACGGUCCUCUCCGCAGUGUCUGGGUUGCCAGGAACCCUCCAGGUUUUGCCUUUGUAGAAUUCGAAGAUCCCAGAGAUGCAACUGAUGCAGUGCGUGAGCUUGAUGGAAGGACGUUGUGUGGUUGCCGGGUCCGAGUGGAGCUGUCCAACGGUGAGAAACGCAGUCGCACCCGCGGGGCUCCCCCUUCGUGGGGCAGGCGCCCCAGAGACCGUGAUGACUACAGGCGUCGUAGCCCACCAGCCAGGCGAAGAUCCCCACGCAGGAGGAGCUUCAGUCGCAGCCGAAGCAGGUCUUUCUCCAGAGACAGGAGGAGGGAGAGGUCCCUCUCUAGGGACAGGAACCAUAAACCUUCGAGGUCCUUCUCACGAUCAAGGAGCCGCUCUCGUUCCACUGACAGAAAGUAGACAGAGGUCUGUCAGGUGUAAAGCGAGCUGAAGAUGAACGGUUGUAGGACCGUUUCAUAUGAUGGACUUCAACAUGGCCAACAUGGUCAUUUUUGUGUUGGAAUUUUUAAACAAUCAUACAUUUUAGUGUCCCUCCCCCUUGUUAUGGUAAUUUUCAAAUCCAUUGAGUGGGUGUGUACAGGUGUAAUGCCUUGCCUCAGUCAAGUCCAUCUUGUCAGUCCUGAGACAGUUGUGCCACCCAGCAUUCCAGUUCACCGGUUAAUCUCUUAAGAGCUUUGUUUUUUGUCAAUGAAUGUACUGUGUAGUUUGACUUAGUGUGAGUUGUUCCUUAUUUUCAUUGUGUAAACGCCAGCAUUUUUUUUUUUUUUUUUUUUAAGGAAGGGUUGGGAUGAUUUGUAAGAAAGUUUCUCUUUUUGAUUGUCUGUAAAGCCAACCUAUUUUCAACGUGCUUCUUUCUUACUUCAUACUGAAGGGUUCCAUCUGUUAAUGGUUGGAUGUUUGUAAUAAACGCACCCCUCACCUCUUUCAAAAUGCAAAGCUAUGGCAUUUAUUUAAAAGGUGUGAUGAACACAAGUUAAAUUUUUGUCUAUGAAGUUUUCCAUUAUUUUUCAUUUGUUUGAUACGAUGUGAAAUGGUCUCAAAUAAAAUACAGUUGAUAAAAAAAAAA